Molecule: messenger RNA, 1203 nt
Organism: Diatraea saccharalis (sugarcane borer)
Lineage: Eukaryota; Metazoa; Arthropoda; Insecta; Lepidoptera; Crambidae
Source: the annotation of a GenBank genome assembly
AUGUUAGGUUUAUUUACAUAUAUUUGUGAACUCAAGAAAGAAAUUUUAGUGGGUUUAUCACUGUCUAUAAUAUAUGUAACCUAUUAUCUUGUGGAAGCAGUCAAGAAACCAGUAUUAAUAUGCCGUAAAGGUGAAUUCCAUGAGUUUCUAGAAGAAAAUGUUCCUCUGCUAAAAGAGCAUUACUGGCCAACACCAUGGUGUGUGGAAUCUCGCCUCCAGACAGUUGUAGGCUCAAUAAUACGUACACGGAUAUUAUCACCUGUACAGUACAGAAGAGAAGUGUUGACUCUGUCUGAUGGUGGCCAAGUCGCUUUAGACUGGGCAUUGGCAGCAGAAGAGGCAGCGGGGGUGACAGAGGGGGGCGAUGGAACAGGAGUGCUUUUGGUGUUGCCAGGCAUCACGGGCGAUGCGCGCGCCGACUACGUGCGCUGUUUGGUAGCGGCCGCGGUGCAACUGCGGCUGCGAUGCGUUGUUGUCAAUUAUAGGGGCCUUGGUGGACUUCCACUUACGACUCCACGGUUAUACUGCGCAGUGAGUCACUCUGAUCUAGCGGAGGCUGUGCGUGCUAUAGAGAAACAGACGUCUGGGCCGCUAGUGGCGACAGGAGUGUCGUUGGGCGGGCUCAUACUGACGCAAUACUUAGCCGCAUCCGCUGAAAAAACGAGAUUACACGCCGCCUUGGUGGUUUCAUCGCCGCUAGAUGUCGUGCGAGGUUCGGAAUGCAUCGAACGGUGGCCGUUAAACGCACUACUAUCUUACCACAUAGCACGUAAUCUCCGACGCGCUGUCGGCGCUAUGAGAGCUUUAGGGGCAGCGCUAGAUUGGACAGCGCUCGAGCAGUGUCGGUCUGUUCGCCAAUUCGAUUCGAUAUUCACCGCUCCCCACUUCGGUUUCCCGAGUGUAGACGACUAUUACCGAGAGGCGACUUUACGCGGGAAACUGACGCGUGUACGCGUGCCGCUGUUAUGCUUAUGCGCAGCCGAUGACCCCUUCCAGCCGCUAGAGGUGAUACCUACGGCGGAAGCGGCAGAAAGUGAACGAGUUGCUUUAGCGGUGACAGCGCGCGGGGGCCAUAUUGGUUUCCUAGAAGGAUGGUGGCCGGCUGCCCCCCCUCAUCAACAUUACGUAUCACGACUGGCCGUACAAUACUUCGGUGCUUUACUCAAACGCCCUCGCCUACUAAAGAUAUCCAAUAAUAACUAA